GAGGCGAUAUUGUAGAAUUAUAGAGCACGACUUGGGCUAUCAGAAUAUAUAGAAAAACAUUUUUCAUAAGCCUUCUGUAAAAUAUUAUAGGAUCGGCGCCACUACUUUUGGUAUGCCCUAAGUAAUUCAUUAUGAGAAUCUUUUGUUUUAUAGGCGAAAAAUCAAUAGAUUUUUGUUUUUGAUGAUCACCCUAAGCUGACGGUAUGGGGUGUUUUCAGGCAGGUGCGCCCAAAUUUACAUCGCAGACACGGGCUCACAAAAGUCAGGUUUGCUAAAAAUCCCCACUAGAGAUCGCUCACUAAUGACCUAAAGAAAACUUUUCUUAAAAGUCUGAGACGGCCAUUCGAUAGAGGUCAGAAACUUGUCUAUAAGAACUAACUUUCAAGAGUUACAACUGGCAAGGUGACUCUGUGGCAAACUUUACAAAAUUUGCCAAAGAAAGACUUUUGCUGGGAUUUUAUAAUCUCUGUAGAGCGGUCAAAAAGUAAGAUAAUAUCAACUUGCCUAUAGCUGAAAUGUAGCCCAGUGUGCAUUCAAUCUAAUGGAAGAAAGACAAACCCUGCAGCUCGCUUUCAGUUUGAGUUAUAUGGUUCUUAAGGUGUUGACCCUGAACAAAAAUUCCCGACCUCGAGCUCGUUUUUCUUGAAAACUCCACGUCAGAUCUUCGUCAAAUUUUGUUCGUGAAGUCAAUACACUUUAAUUUUAAAUAGCACCUUUGAGAACCUCUUGAGAUUUGAGAUCUAGAAAAAUCAGCUUUCUAGGAUAUCUCCAGAAAUCCAACUUUUCAAAACUUUUUUCAACGCUUUUAUAAAAUAGAGCAGUCAGUUAUCUUUCGAAUGAGACGUCUUUGAGCUUUAUGGAGCGAUUUUCGGCAAAGUAAUUGACAGUACAGAACCGGGGUACUACAAGUCGCUUCUAAACCGUCAUACAUUACUAAAAUUCGAGUUUUGCAGCAAUCAUAGGCGGUAAAAGCCUCAAAGACGUCUCAUUCGAAAGAUAAUUGUCAAUUAUCUUUCGAUGUAAGCCUGUCUAUGUCAAUACGGGCUACAAUCUAAGCACAGCGGAACUUUGCUGACUUGAACUGGAUGUAAAUUUGGGCGGAGCUGCCUGAAAGCAUCCUAUAGUAAAAUGGGAUAUUUCUAUAUUUAAUGCUAAAGCAUCUAUCAGUAACUUUUUGUUUAACAUCUAUUCAACUAAACAAUUUUCAAAUGAGCAUAUCUGUUAUUAUUGCCAUACAAAAUGUGUUUAUUCUAUUUCAUUCAUUAUUCUAGUUUUGGCGUAAAAAUAAAACAAAACCAGAUCUUCCGUCUGUUGUUGAUGAGCACAAAAACGUAUGCAUAUUUGAUCAUAACUAUUUUGCAUAGUUCGAUCUAUUGACUAUGUUCUAUGUUAACUGUUUUUUAUAUGUAGGAGGAAAGUCAUGAAUGGGACCGUCCGAUAGAAUUUGUAUUUUCACUAAUAAGUAAUUCCGUUGGUUUAGGAAAUGUGUGGCGAUUUCCAUUUCUGGCUGCACAAAAUGGGGGUGGUGCAUUUUUGAUACCAUAUUUUGUAGUAUAUUUCUUAAUUGGUGCACCAAUAUAUUUUUUGGAAUUAGCUCUUGGACAAUUUUCUAAUAAUGGACCAGCUAAAGCGUUUUCAUUAGCUCGAGGAUGGCAAGGUAUGACGCAUAAUGAACAUUAUAAUGGGGUAUACCCCCAUACUCGGCAUGCACUGGUUUCAGUUUUUAACCGGUUAACCGAAACCGAUCAUAACCGAAAAUGUUGCACAAGUUCUUGAAAAUACGUUUGACAGAAUAUGAAGGAAGCAUCUGUUGUUUAAUCAACAACUCGUCAUCUCGGAAGAAAGAUGCACGAUGUACAAAAUCAGAAAUAAGCCAAAUAAGUGGUAUUUCUGACUUUUCACCAUAAAGAAGAGUUUUCCAAAAUGCAGUUUAGCAACAAAAGUAUAGCAAAUUAACUUUCCUAAAUUUUAUCUGCUGGACGUACCUUUAUACAAAUCGAUCUUCACGAUGAAAACUGAACUUACUGUCUUUCACCGUGAAGAUCGAUUUGUAUAAAGGUACGUCCAGCAGAUAAAAUUUAGGAAAGUUAAUUUGCCAUAC
This is a messenger RNA of Didymodactylos carnosus, 2101 nucleotides long. NCBI's taxonomy places the organism in Eukaryota, Metazoa, Rotifera, Eurotatoria, Philodinida, Philodinidae. The record is from the annotation of a GenBank genome assembly.